CAGUGUAUGUACCAUUAAUCUUAACCUCGUCCUUUUCGGGUAAAAGAUAGACGCUGAUUCAAGAUCAGUGAGUGGACGGCACACCAAUCCAAGAGGACGCGGCUUUGUCGACCGAAACUUGCAUUUAAAUGCGCAAAUAUCUAUUCGUCUAACUUUUUCCGCUGCCUCGAACGUGUUUCUUAACGGUAGCUACAGGUAGCAUACCUAACUUUAUUCUGGACGUGGCGCAUAAGGAUAAUCAAGAAAAGUAAUGGGACUCCAAAGAAAACAUAUGUUUUCAUGGUUGUUUGUGGCUUCUACUCUGCAGGUAUCGAGUUUACACUUGGCGCAGGCAGCUUAUCUUUAUACCGCCUUUGUGAACGUAUCUUAUGUUGACCCUGAAAACACAACUGUGUGGCAACGCAGGGAAAGUGGACUUUAUGGACAAGAUUCACCCAAAGCUUCAGUGUCGGGGGACGUGGUUUUACCUGAACCGAUCCAUGGCUGUGAAACGAAUACUUUUUAUGACGCACCUAGCAGUAGUAGGGGUUGGAUCGCACUCAUACAACGCGGACAUGGAUGCACUUUUUCAGAGAAGAUCAAUAUUGCGGCUAGCAACGGAGCUAUCGCCGUAGCAAUCUUCAAUGAAGCAGACACGGGCAAUAGCGUUAUUCAGAUGGCUCACCCAGGAACCUUCGACACAGUGGCCAUCAUGAUCGGGAACAGCUGGGGCAUGGAGAUUGUCGGGCUGGUCAAGAGCGGCAUCCCCGUCAUAAUGAGCAUCUCUGUGGGCAAGCCCCACGGCCCAUGGAUGAGCCAGUACUCCCUCAUCCUGGUGUCUGUCUCCUUCUUCGUGGUGACCGCCGCCACAGUGGGCUACUUCAUCUUCCACUCAGCCCGCAGGCUGUACAGAGCCCGGGCCAUGAUCCGCAGACAGAAACAGCUCAAAGCAGAGGCCAAAAAGGCCAUUAGUCAGCUCCAGGUGCGGACCUUGAACCAAGGCGACCAGGAGACGGGCCCUGAGGCAGACACCUGCGCCGUGUGCAUCGAGGCCUACAAGCCAGGUGACGUGGUGUCCAUACUGACCUGCAGCCAUUUCUUCCACAAAGUCUGUAUCGAACCCUGGCUCCUGGAGCACAGGACCUGCCCCAUGUGUAAAUGUGACAUCCUGAAGUCCCUGGGGGUUGAGCCUGAAACAGAGGAGGCUGGCUCCCAGGUUAACAGUCCCCAAGUAGCUGUGGUGCCAGAUUUGAAUUUCUAUCCUACUCUCCCACCAAUGACAGAAGAAGACUCAAGGAGUGAGGCGGCAUCAUCAGGUUACGCCUCUGUACAGGGCUCCGAGGACAAUGUCCAACAGCUUGCACAGACCCCAAUAUAUGAGACAGUGGCCGACCAGAAUGCGCAGAACGCUGACGUGCCAGUGGUCCGGGUGGAUGUCCAGCCGCACUAUGACAACCUGGGCUUUGAGGGAGACUCACAGGUCCCCCGACAGACAAGGACAUGAACAUCCACACACAAGCAUGUGCCCCAUAACUUCGCAAGUCCCAGUAUUGUUUCUGUUUGUGUUCAUGAAGAGGUACUUUUAGAGGAAGAAAACAAAUGCAGCCUAUACUGCAAUUUUGAGAUUAAUUAGUUACUUGCAGGUAAAAUGUACUAUUGUGGCCUGUAAUUUGAAGAGUGAUGGUGCCUGAUUUCCCUACUGUACAUCAACUCUUAUAGUAUACCUGAACAUAUAGAGUAGCAGAAAGAAUAUUUUAUCUUAAUGCUAAAUUUGUAUCACAGAUUUUUCAGCAUGGAAAAAACAUCACGGUGGGAAAAUAUUUUUAAAAUCAUAAUAGUAAGCUGUGCUGUACAUUUGAGUGGCGGUUGGUUAAACUGUAUUUUUUUUAAAGUAUGUUUUAGUUAUGAAGGAAUACUUUUGGACAGCAAAUCAGCAAUAGUCUAUGUGUACCCAAGGAUGAUUUUAUCAAAACAAAUUAAGUAAAUAAAAAUGACUUUAUUGAAUCACACAUCAAUUUGUUUGUCUUUAAGCACAACCAUUUUUUGUAUAGG
Molecule: messenger RNA, 2031 nt
Organism: Megalops cyprinoides (Indo-Pacific tarpon)
Lineage: Eukaryota; Metazoa; Chordata; Actinopteri; Elopiformes; Megalopidae
Product: E3 ubiquitin-protein ligase RNF128-like
Exons: 7
Coding region: 251-1483 (410 amino acids)
Cellular component (GO): nucleoplasm; cytoplasm
Source: RefSeq, a predicted model, not a curated record